Megalops cyprinoides (Indo-Pacific tarpon) is the source of this 1179-nucleotide messenger RNA. RefSeq names its product teleost multiple tissue opsin 3a (gene tmtops3a). The record is from RefSeq and is a predicted model, not a curated record. Gene Ontology annotation, cellular component: membrane; photoreceptor outer segment. Lineage: Eukaryota; Metazoa; Chordata; Actinopteri; Elopiformes; Megalopidae. The transcript has 4 exons. Gene Ontology annotation, biological process: visual perception; G protein-coupled receptor signaling pathway. Gene Ontology annotation, molecular function: G protein-coupled receptor activity. Bases 1 to 1179 code for a protein of 392 amino acids.
AUGGUCGUCCAGCGCUGGAGUCUGAAUUUCAGCACCAGUGACAGCUCCCUCUUAAACUGCAGCACCAAUGUCAGCUUUCGGGACCCUUUGGUGCCCCAGGACCCGUCCGGUCUGAGCAGGACUGGCCACACGGUGGUGGCAGUAUUCCUCGGACUCAUCUUCGUUCUAGGAUUCCUGAACAAUCUCCUUGUCCUUCUCAUUUUCGCCAAGUUCCAGUCACUCAGGACACCUAUCAACCUGAUCCUGUUGAAUAUCAGCGUGAGCGACAUGCUGGUGUGCAUAUUCGGGACUCCCUUCAGCUUCGCCGCGAGCCUCCACGGAAGAUGGCUCAUAGGACACCACGGGUGCAAGUGGUACGGCUUCGCCAACUCACUUUUCGGCAUAGUCUCCCUGGUGUCCCUCUCCAUACUCUCCUACGAGCGCUAUGCCACUGUGCUGCGCUCCACCAAGGCCGACGUGUCCGACUACAGGAAGGCCUGGCUGUGCGUGGCUGGGUCCUGGCUCUACUCCCUGGCCUGGACGCUGCCCCCCUUCCUGGGCUGGAGCAGCUACGGCCCGGAAGGGGUGGGCACCUCCUGCUCGGUGCAGUGGCAGCAGCGCUCGGCCAACAGCGUCUCCUACGUGGUCUGCCUCUUCAUCUUCUGCCUGCUGCUGCCCCUGGCGCUCAUGGUCUUCUGCUACAGCAAGAUCCUCAUCGCAGUACGAGGGGUGGCCAAGAUCAACAUGACGUCCGCACAGAGGCGGGAGAACCACAUCCUGGUGAUGGUGGUGUCCAUGGUGUCCUGCUACCUGCUGUGCUGGAUGCCCUACGGCGUGGUGGCGCUGUUGGCCACUUUCGGUAGGAUCGGGAUCAUCACCCCUACAGCCAGCAUCGUGCCCUCUAUUCUGGCCAAAAGCAGCACCGUACUCAACCCCGUCAUCUACGUGCUCCUCAACAACCAGUUCUACAGGUGCUUUGUGGCCUUCAUGAAGUGCGGGGCAGAUCCUCAGUCCUGCCACACCCUCAACACCCAGCAGAGCAGCAGAGCGGAGGACCAGCCAGCCAACGGGACCCACCUGCACCCCCUGGAGCCCGGCGCCCUCCCCGAAAUGCAGCCCCUCGGCCCCGGGACCCCCGCUGGGCCACGGGCGGAACAGGAGCAGCGUAUCCUGACUCUGGUGGUCCACUACUCCCCCUGA